AUGCGUUUGCAGGCAUUUCUCGGGUCGCUCACGCUCUGCGGAGCUGCUGUGGCUUUUUCAGAUGCCACGCCGUGGAUUCUCUACUCUACUGCAUCCUUUCCUUUGACGGAUUCGAAACAGCUUCAGACAAGCUCCGACGUCUUGAGAACCACCAAGGACAUCCUCUCGAGAUGCCCUACCGAGCGCUAUGUUUUCGCGACGCAGCCUGGGAUGACUGCCUCCGAUCUCCAACGCAAUGAAGGCUCGAAUAUGCCAUUGUUCCAUCACUCGGUAACUCUGGACAGCCGUAUCCAAGGAAAAUACAUCGUGUCGGAGGUCGUUGGUGAUAUCCGGGACGGCAAUCUUAUCAACUUUGUCAAGACUGCCUGCUCGCAGUAUGGAAAACAGGCUGUUAUUGAGCAGGUCUCAUUGGGCCAGCUGCCUCUAGAAAACAGGGCCGAUGCCCUUCUCGUCAAUGAUCGCAUUCUCGGCGAACGCAUCAGCAAAGACAACGGUCGCGAUAGCGUCACGGUCCUAUUCUACGCCACACGCCCAGAACCCUCAUACGAGGCGCAGUUCGACGAGGCUAUUCAUAUGGACUUGCGCAGAGCUAUAGAUAACAAAAAUUCGACUACCGGAAAGGACAACAGACCGCUAUUUGAAAAAUACCAAUUUUUCACACCAGGUAUCUUCAUGGGCAUUAUCGCGACGAUUCUGCUUUUCAGUAUUCUUACUGUCGGGAUCAAGACCCUCGGAAGCCUCGAGGUAUCGUAUGGUGCGUUUGAGAAGGAAAUGGGACCAGCUGCACAGAAGAAACAGCAGUAA
Beauveria bassiana ARSEF 2860 is the source of this 804-nucleotide messenger RNA. RefSeq names its product ER protein BIG1. Gene Ontology annotation, cellular component: endoplasmic reticulum membrane. Lineage: Eukaryota; Fungi; Ascomycota; Sordariomycetes; Hypocreales; Cordycipitaceae. The transcript has 4 exons. The coding region runs from base 1 to 804 and encodes 267 amino acids. The record is from RefSeq and is a predicted model, not a curated record. Gene Ontology annotation, biological process: (1->6)-beta-D-glucan biosynthetic process; fungal-type cell wall biogenesis.